GAAACCAAACUGCAUUCGUUGUCAGUUGCCAUUGCAUCAGCACAAGGAACCGGUGCACAAGAGACUCUCCUUUCUUUCAGUAUGAAGGUGACACUGAUCCUGGUCCUGGUGGCCGUCGUCGGCCUCUCCUCCGCCUACUCCCUCGGCGAUGUCUACGAGAAGCUCCAUCGUGUCGAGAGGGACAUGAGCUCAGGAAUGAGCGGAAGCACGUCCGUGGAGAGGAUAGAGAAAAGAGACAUCAGCACAGGGAGCAACAGCAACAGCCUGUCUUUGGAGAGAAUAGAGAAAAGAGACAUCGCUGCCUCUCACGACUUGGAUCUGAGGCGCCUCAGGAGACAAGCCUCCAGCUCCGAGAGUGAGAGCUCUGAGGAAUCCUCUGAGGAAUGGACAACUGCCGCUCCUUGAAGGACAUGUGACGGCGCUGACUUUGGCGAACGACCUGACCUCCAUUUGGCUCUGCUGAUUUAAAUCAAGAUAUUUCG
Messenger RNA from Penaeus vannamei (Pacific white shrimp), 482 nucleotides. Lineage: Eukaryota; Metazoa; Arthropoda; Malacostraca; Decapoda; Penaeidae. The record is from RefSeq and is a predicted model, not a curated record.